AUGCCAAAAAAAAUAUCAGUUAUUCCGCGUGAAUCUACCACGACUGAAGUAAUCGACAGAACAGAUGAUUAUCUGAAUGAGAUUUCAACCUUUCACUCAACUCAACUGCACUUUUUCGAUGAAACUGGGGUGAUCAAAACUUCGGGAAAUAGAAUUUAUGGCAGUGCGCCUGUAGGCGUACCCGCAUUCGAAGUGCAACGCUACGCGUCAAAUGCGAAUUACACAGUUAACUUAAUGCACUCGAUAACCGGGCUUGACUUUUUUUACAUUUUAGACGGGCCGUCGAAUGGCAUGGAGCUUCUGAAUUUUUUUGAUGAAGUUUUGCAGUUAGAGCGGGAAGAUGGAAGCGCUGUUCUUGAACGUGGGGAUUGUGUUAUUAUGGAUAAUUGUGGUUUUCACCGUGCUCGAUUUGUGGAACCCGUUUUGCGGGGCAUGCUUGGGCAUUGCAGGGUUGGACUUAUUUAUCAGCCUCCGUAUUCCCCAGAUUUCAACACAUGUGAACUGUGUUUCCACCAAAUCAAGGGCUUUUUGCAACGACACCAACUGCUAGCUGAGCAUGAAACGAAUAUUGCUAUUGCUGAUGUGUCGCUGCUCUCUCAGGAUUCAUUUCAACUUUCAUCACUGCAGGGAAGAAGGCUCAAUAAAAAGGUAACAAAACACAAGAAGACUAUCUCUCUCAUUGAAUCGUCAAAUCUUUCAAUCAACAAGUUAAUUUCAAAAGCAUCUAAUGAUAACUAUGUCUCUGACGUGGAGUUUGACUUGAUUCUUCGCGAGGUUAAACAGUAUGGAAUCAUGAAAGGUUUGAGAAGCAAUGCGAGUGAAGCAAGUAAACCAUCUGUUGAUGUCAAAGCUCUGAAAGAAGAGAUAAAGAAAGAAUAUCAAAGGAAGCUAGGAUCCCUCGUAAACCUAAAGAAUUAA
Molecule: messenger RNA, 918 nt
Organism: Orbicella faveolata
Lineage: Eukaryota; Metazoa; Cnidaria; Anthozoa; Scleractinia; Merulinidae
Source: RefSeq, a predicted model, not a curated record